CCCUUCUCGCUGGCCAACGCUCCUUCACCUUCUCCCUACAACAUUAUCAUUCCGUAAAGAAAGUAUUUGCUCUUUACUGAUCUCGCCGCCAGUCCCGCCAUUCCUGUGUUUUCAUAGGACUCUCUGAUUUCACUUGAUGAUUUCGGAUUGGGCGUGUGCUCGUGACCAGGCCGUAAAAGCUUCUACUACUUUACUCUCAUCUUGUUGUUAUUCCUCAUCUGACAUAUUACCCGAGUCGGGGCUGCUCAACGCUGUUUCAAAGCCCGGGUGGGCGGGCUACUCGAUAUAUCAAGGGUCUUUCUUUUCGAAUCCAGCAAUUAUUGCAACAAGACAAUGGCCACAUCUCCAGACCCGCCCUGGGUCAUGAGGAAGGCGGUUCUUGUUUCUAUACCUGAUUCUGAAGUUGCUUGUUCUGCAAGGCUUCGUAUCUUCCAUGAUAUAAAUACUAACAAAGGAUCCAUCUCCCUCAAGAUUAAAGCAGAUCUUGCUAACCUGGGAUUACAGGACCUGACAUUGAGUAUCCUUCCAAAAAGAGUCGAAGAAUGUGCGCUAUCCUUGACAAACAACAACGGCCUCUGUUCUCCUCGAUUGGUUUCCAUGCUCCCGGCGUCUGCGCAAUAUAAUCGGGCCGUCUCAACACUGAGUCUGACACUCGGUAUGACCGGCUUUGUUCUUUGUCCACGUGGGAUGAAACAUUUAAGCCCAGCCAAUCCAGAGGACAAGAAUUUUUACGCCUUUGCAAAGAUCUGUCAAUCCAAAUCUCUACGUCUACAUUUUUCUAAUCGACAAUUUGUGAACGACCAACUUGACCGGUUGAAGACUUUCUCCUUAGCUCUGAACAGAAAAGAUUUUGACGCAGAGUCUUUUCAACGCCAGAGAGAGGACGUGGACGAGCCGGAUUGGACUCUGUCACCCGAUCCACCCCCAUAUUAUGAGGAGCCUGUGUCCGAGCAGGUGAAGCAAGUGGGUCCACCCUUAUAUUCUGAGGAGUCUGAGUCCGAGCAGGUGAUUGGAAAACGGUACAGAGACCAAAUGCCACCCGAUGAUAAUAGAAGACGAAAACGACUGCUCCUCUCAUCCCCGCAACCGCCAGGCUCUGCCACCGAAGUUAAUACACCGAGUACUUGCUCCCUGUCACCGUCAUCAAUACGCCCAACUUGCUUUACGCGUGCUUUCUCUCCUGGCCACGCAGACCGUAACAUACUUGCACGUCUCGAACACGAGCUCCGUGGUGUUUCCGAUGGCCUAAUCUGUAAAUUAUUAAUUCGAACAGGACGCCGACAUCUACUAGCCCGCCCAGAAGAAGUAGACAGUGACCUGCCAUCCAACUCUAAAAAAGUCAGCUUUGCCAAGGUCGAACGGAUUGAAACCCCCCUCAAACAAUAUAUCGACGAGAUGAUUGAGCGCCGCCUCACACCUGUUGUCAACGAGAUCGUCGAUAGUACUGUGAGCUACGGUCGUGACCAGAUCUUCGACGAAUGUAAAAUAAACGAAGCCGGAUUUCGCGAGCAGGUCGACGAUGGCAACUAUGAGGUACGCAUAACGGCCAAUGAUUGUAUGAAGGAAAUACAAGAACUAGCACAAGAGUAUGUGGAUGAAAUAAAAGAACAAGCACAAACUGGCAAGGAUGGUAUCGAGGAUCAGAGAAUCGAGGUUGAGAUGUCUAUGGAGAAAAAAGUUGCAAAGUUCGAGCGCUGGUUCAAUGCUUCUGCACCGUCCUUACUUGAUGGCAAGUCAAGCCCUACCCAUGAGCUGGGCACUGAUGCCAGACGCAGUUCCAUUUAGAUUUGGUACUAGGCUUAACAUUGUCGUGUACAUAGUUUAUUUAUGAGUUUGUCCCUUUCCCUUCUUGUCAAAGGCAAGCGCUAAUCAAGUCGCAGUCCUUGAUAUAUAGCUCAAGAAGCUUUUCAGCAACUUCUUUCGUCCGGGACCCAGAGGAAGCCCCGCGCCUUGGUGACUUCGCUGAGGCCGCCA
Molecule: messenger RNA, 1974 nt
Organism: Aspergillus ruber CBS 135680
Lineage: Eukaryota; Fungi; Ascomycota; Eurotiomycetes; Eurotiales; Aspergillaceae
Exons: 2
Coding region: 334-1785 (483 amino acids)
Source: RefSeq, a predicted model, not a curated record